GCAUGUUGCUCUUCUGGAGAAAUUUGAAGAGGACAAUGCUUACACAUCAUUGAUUGGAUCAAUAUACAGCUGUCUUUUCUCAUUUGCUGGUCCUUUUUCCAGCAUCGUAAUAAAUGCAUUCAGCUGUCGAGUGGCCGUGAUGUUUGGAGGAGUUGUAACAUUGGUCGGAUUUGGACUGAGUUUUUUUGCUGCUGUCAAUCUUAACUAUUUACUUGUUACAUAUGGAUGUGUUGCAGGUAUUGGCGUUGGUAUGAGUACGAUUUCCGCCAUAACUGUUAUUGCUUAUUUUUUCCACAAAAAGUAUGGUGUUGCAAUAGGUAUAGUAAUGAGUGGAGCUGGUAUUGGAACAUUUAUAACAGGUCCUUUGGUGCAAUAUCUUAUCAUGGAAUAUGGACUUCAAGGCACUUUCCUGUUCUUAGCUGGACUCGGAGGAAACAAUAUUGUCAUGGGCGCGUUGAUGUUUCCCUCUGAAUUAGAACAUAAACAUAAAAGAGAAUCCAAAUUAAAUCACAGCAAAGAUACAACACCUAAACGACAAUGCUGUAUAAAUUACGAUUUACAGAACAUUCUUCAUAUUGACAUUUUUUUAGAUAAAACUUUUAUGUGUUGUUGUGUUCAGUAUUGCUUAUGGAGUAUGGCUUUCUCUAUACUUAUGCUACAUUUAAUAAAUUACGCAAUAAUCCAAGGAACUACAAAUGAAGCAGCUGCAUUCCUUAUGAUAUACGUUGGUAUAGCAUCGGCUAUCGGAAGGCUAAUAUCGGGUUUUUCAGUCGGUUAUGAUGGUUUAGAUCCAGUUUUGUUAAACUUUGGAUGUAAUGGCAUACUAGCCUUAGCAACUGCAUUCUUUCCCUUAUAUUCUGACAGAUAUUCAGGACAAGUCAUAUUUGCUGUUAUAUUUGGAUUAUACUCUGGUGGCUUGAGCACAAUGAUUAGUCCGUUGUGUAUGGAUCUACUUGGGGCAAAAAAGGUUGCCAGUGGAGUCGGUACUUUAUUUUUCAUUGGUGGAGUAGGAUAUCUUGCAGGACCACCAGUAGCUGGUAUGUAUAUGACUCAUCAUAUGAUCAUUUAG
Messenger RNA from Mytilus californianus (California mussel), 1069 nucleotides. RefSeq names its product monocarboxylate transporter 12-like. Gene Ontology annotation, molecular function: monocarboxylic acid transmembrane transporter activity. The transcript has 3 exons. The coding region runs from base 140 to 1069 and encodes 309 amino acids. The record is from RefSeq and is a predicted model, not a curated record. Lineage: Eukaryota; Metazoa; Mollusca; Bivalvia; Mytilida; Mytilidae. Gene Ontology annotation, biological process: transmembrane transport; monocarboxylic acid transport.